CACAAGUGGGUAAAUUGACUUUUGCGCCAUUAUGGGUUUGAUAUUUACAAAACUUUACCAAAGACUAUUUGGAAAACGUGAACUUCGUAUUCUCAUGGUAGGUCUGGAUGCAGCUGGUAAGACAACUAUUUUGUAUAAGCUCAAGUUGGGUGAAAUCGUCACAACGGUUCCAACGAUUGGAUUUAACGUAGAAACAGUUGCAUAUAAGAAUAUAAAUUUUACAGUAUGGGACGUUGGUGGUCAAGACAAGAUUCGACCUCUUUGGAGACACUAUUUUCAAAAUACGCAAGCGCUUAUUUUCGUUAUAGACAGUAACGACCGUGAAAGAAUUUUGGAAGCAAGAGACGAACUACGGAAGAUGUUGGCAGAAGACGAAAUGAGGUCUGCAAUAUUGUUGGUCUUUGCCAAUAAGCAGGAUUUACCCAACGCCAUGGCAGCAAAUGAAGUUAUAGAAAAAUUGGGGUUGAGUUCUUUGAACCGAAAAUGGAAGGUUCAAGCUUCUUGUGCUACAAGUGGUCAAGGGCUAUGGGAAGGACUGGAUUGGUUGAGUCAGAAUAUAGCACCUUGAGAGACAGAACUGAGGAUAGUAUUACUAGCAAGCUGAUG
Messenger RNA from Galdieria sulphuraria, 606 nucleotides. Its product is annotated as ADP-ribosylation factor. NCBI's taxonomy places the organism in Eukaryota, Rhodophyta, Bangiophyceae, Galdieriales, Galdieriaceae. Gene Ontology annotation, cellular component: cytoplasm. The transcript has 3 exons. Bases 32 to 568 code for a protein of 178 amino acids. The record is from RefSeq and is a predicted model, not a curated record. Gene Ontology annotation, biological process: vesicle-mediated transport; intracellular protein transport. Gene Ontology annotation, molecular function: GTP binding; GTPase activity.